Messenger RNA from Parnassius apollo (apollo), 222 nucleotides. The record is from the annotation of a GenBank genome assembly. NCBI's taxonomy places the organism in Eukaryota, Metazoa, Arthropoda, Insecta, Lepidoptera, Papilionidae.
AUGGAUGAUAGUUCGCCGGACCUGUCGCUGAAAUUGCGACGGGGCUCCAGCGACUCACGGGAGUCUUUUUACAUGGACUUCGCGCAAGGAAUCGACUCGGAUAUAGAAGAAGUAACGACGAUCGAAAGAAUUAUUCCUGAACAUCCGGGUGGGAGAACGGAGGGCGAUUCUGACACACUCGCGACACCUUCCGGUCUCGAUGACAAAGAUCUGGCACAAUAG